Closterium sp. Naga37s-1 is the source of this 403-nucleotide messenger RNA. Lineage: Eukaryota; Viridiplantae; Streptophyta; Zygnematophyceae; Desmidiales; Closteriaceae. The record is from the annotation of a GenBank genome assembly.
GCUGCAGGAGGCCUUUGACCCGCCGGGGCUCGUGGAGCGGCUGCAGCACAACCUGGGGCUCGUGCAGGACAUGUUCAAGUGGCAUGACUCCCUGGAUCAGGGGGCAGGGGCAUUUCUGAUUAGCAUGCUGAGGAAGAUUGGAGCAGCAGCAGCGCAACCACAGCUCACCACUUCCCACCCCCCGUUCCCCACUCCCCACUCCCCCACCUUCAUGCUCACGCCACAGGACAUGUUCAAGUGGCAUGACUCCCUGGACCAGGGGGCAGGGGCGGUUCUGAUGAGCAGGCUGAGGAAGAUUGGAGCAGCAGCAGCGGCGGCGCAAUCAGAGCAGCUGGAAGAGCAGAUCGUGCUGCCUCUGGCGACUAAUAGAACAGGAUCCAAGGGGUCAAAGGAGCGUAGGUGA